AUGUCAUUCCUUUAUAAUACUAAUCAUAAUUCCAAAACGAAUUUUGAUUGUUUUUAUGCUUAUAUCAUUGAUGAUCUUAAUCAAACAGAUCGAACUUUUCUUCGCACAAAUUAUUUAACUCCAUUUUGUCUACGUCCAUUAUCAAACGAUUCUAUCGGUGAAAAUUUAACACUGAUACAAGGAUAUGUAGAAAAUGUAGUCAUGUUUAAAACUUUACGUUCUCAAGGAAUUAAUAGUGACCAUCUACUUCAAUGGUCAAUAUCAAUUGAUAUUAUUGAAGAAUAUGCGAUAUAUUUGAUUACAAAUGAUACAAAAUUUGAUGACAUUAGUUUUUACAAUUGUUCAACAUCAUGGUUUGGUUCUCAUUGUCAAUAUACAUUUGGUUCGAAUAUUUUAAUUGAAUCAUUUGGUGAUUUUAUAGUUUCUUCAUUUAAUAAUCGAAAACAAUAUCAUAAAAAACUCAUAAUAAAUACUUGUUAUCCACAUUUAUCUGGAUGUUAUCGGGGUCCUGAACCAAUGUGUUUAGAUUGGCGUGAAAUAUGUAAUGGAAUAAUUGAUUGUAUUGGAGAUAGUUUUGGUAUGGAUGAGCAGUAUUGUGAUGAAAUUGAAAUAAAUGAAUGUAAAGAAGAUGAAUAUCGAUGUCAUAAUGGAGCUCAAUGUAUACCAUUAGUAUUUUUUCAAGAUGGCUGGACAAGUAAAGAUUGUUUAGAUGGAACUGAUGAAGAUGAAAUUAGCAUCAAUAGUCAACUGAUCGAUGAUGUGAGUAAAUUAGAUUGCAUAGGAAUACUAACGUUUCCUUGUGAAGAACGUAGCUGUCCUAUUACACGAUCAUUUCCAUGUGGUGAUGGAGAAUGUCGUAGAUCUGGAUACAUUCACAAUUAUAUUUACCCAUACGAACAUUUGUGUACAGGUACAAAUCGUGAUUUCUAUUAUGCUCAAGCUAUUUAUAAGACUAACAAUCAUCUUUCAAGCGAUUGCCGGAAAUUACUGUUUUGCACACUUAGAUUUCAUAUUUCUGUCAUGAACAACAAAUAUGACGUAGAAUACUGUUCAUCUGAGAAUUGGUUGUCAUCAAAUAAUUGUUCAAUGGACCAUGUAUCGUUUCCUACCGAUCCAAUGCUCAACAAUUAUUUUCAGGUUAUCUAUUCAUCUGAAAGUUUGGUCAAUAGUUCCUUUGAUGCUGCGUUACCUAAUUAUAUCUGCAAUGAUCCCCGACAAUGUCUACAUCUACCAAAAACAACACUUCAAAUAGGACGUUUAGAUUGUCGCCCGUUUGAACCAGUCGUUCAAGAAUUUCGCAUGCCAAAUUUGUUCUAUUUACACUCUGCACUUAAUUCACUCGACAGUAUGUGUGCGUUGAUGGGAAAUAUUAAUGAAUAUACAUCAAAUUCAUCUUUAUUUUACUGUGAAUUAUCUCAUAGGUAUGUUUCUAAACAUCGUCUUUCUGAUGAUAUCACUGAUUGUUAUCAUAGCGAAGAUGAAACAUAUCCAGAUAAUUGCUUAUUAAAUAAUUCUCAACGUUUUCCAUGUGAAUCAAAAACAAAAUGUUUAUCAUCUGAUUGCAUAAGUAAUCAAGAUUCACUUGUCAAUGAAUUUCUACCGUCUACAUUUGCACUUUUAUGUGAUGAUAUUUUUGAUGGUAUCUAUGACGACGAUGAAAACGACGAAUCGAAUUGUGAAUGGUGGCCAUGUUAUAAUCCAUAUACUCGAUGUGAUACUAUUUUUCAAUGUGCCAAUGGUAUUGAUGAAAUGGGCUGCCCUAAUACUAAUUGUAGUGUUAAUGAAUUAAAAUGUGAUGUUAACGAUCCUGUCAAUUUUCGAUGUAUUCAUCAAGUUUAUAUUUACGAAAAACCGAUCAAUUGUAGCAGGGAUAAUACUGAUGAAAUCAUUUGUCGAAACUUAUUUUAUUCUACUAAUUUAAUUAAUGAAGAGAAUGAAUAUUUGUCAUGGAAAGAAAAUACUUGUUUAAGAGAUAACGAUAUUUGUGGUCAACAAUCAAUUAAUACUCAACAUUCAGUAUGCAAUUUAGUCAAGAUACCAGGGCGUUUUACCUGUGACAAAUUAAUAUUGAAUAUACAUAAUAAUGAACUAUUGUGUGUAUUAAAAAAUCGUCUUAUUCUCCCUCGACUUAUUCGUUUUCUUUCUAUAUUCAAUAUUGGAUAUUUACCACCAACAAUCAAUAUAACAUUAGCACCAUCUCCUCGUCAACAUAUUCAUGUUAAAAAAAAUAAAAUCUUAGCAUUGAAUACUAGUAUUGAUUUAAUCGAAUAUUGUAAUCGUGGUAUUGUUAUAUUUGAAGGUAAAUCAUAUAAAAAGAAAUGUUUAUGUUCACCAAGUUAUUUUGGUGAUCAAUGUCAAUGGCAAAGUCAACGUGUUAGUUUAACACUUCGAAUACGUUAUAUGGGUUCAGUCGAGAAAAAAAAUUUUUUUUAUGAUAUAUUUAUUUAUCUUAUUGAUGAUGAAUAUCAAAUAAUUCAUUAUUAUGAAGAAAUUAAUUAUAAUCCAUCAAUAGAUUGUGAAACCAAAUUUAAUCGUUAUUUACUUUAUCCAACAAGACCAAAAAAUUUGAAUCAUACUUAUUCAAUACGUAUUGAUAUAUAUGAUAAAAUAACAUUAAAUUAUUAUGGCAGUUGGCAUUUAUUUAUUCCAUUUCCAUUUUUACCAGUUAAUCGUUUAUCUACACAAUUAAAUAUUCCAUUUGAAAAAUCUGAAUCGUCAAAAAAUUGUUUAUCAAAAUGUGGAAUUCAUGGAAAAUGUUUCAAUUAUAUAAAUUCAUCGAAAUCAUUUUGUAAAUGUGAUGAAAGAUAUUAUGGUCGUUUUUGUAAUUUAACAUAUCAAUGUUUAUGUUCAUCUGAUUCAAUUUGUUUAAAUUCAUCGAUUUGUUUAUGUCCAUUAAAUAAAUUUGGUUCAAAAUGUUAUUUACAACAUACAUCUUGUCAAUCUCAUAAUAAUUUAUGUCAAAACGAUGGUAAAUGUGUACCUAUUAAUGAUCGUAUUAGUAAUAAAGAUUUUACAUGUUUAUGUACUGAAGAUUAUAUGGGAUCAUAUUGUGAAUAUAAAUCAUAUAGAAUUGAUAUUCAUUUCAAAACAGAUAUUAUUCCAUCAAUCAUUUUUGCACAUUUUAUAACAGCAUUUGAUGAUAAGAAACAUGAACGAAUAACAAAAUUUAAAAAAGUUCCAUUCGAUCAAUAUUCAGUUACAUUGUUUACUAGACAUUCAUUUCAUAUUCUAUUUAUUGAAUUUCUACAUAAUUCUUAUUUAGUUGUUUUAAGAGAAAAAUUUAUUCCAUCAGAAUAUAUUUCUAUUGAUAUUAAAUUAGAUAAUAUGUGUGUAAAUAUUACUAAACUUUUAAAUUCAACAAUAUUUAAUUAUAAUUAUCUUCAUCAAUUGAAAUAUUAUCAAUUACCAUGUCUUCAAAAUAAUAAAUUAAAAUGUUUUUAUGAUGAAAAACACAUGUGUAUUUGUGAUAAAAAUCGAUUUUCGAAUUGUUUUCAAUUUAAUCAUAAUAUGUCAUAUGAUUGUCAAGGAUAUAAUUAUUGUCAAAAUAAUGGAAAAUGUUUUCAAGAUAAUGUUACUUGUCCAGCAACAACAAUAUGUAUGUGUGAAAAAUGUUAUUAUGGAAAUAAAUGUCAAUUUAGUACAAAAGGUUUUAGUUUAUCACUUGAUGUAAUAUUUGGUUAUCAUAUAAAACCAUUUAUUUCUUUUUUUAAACAAUCAAAAGUAGUAAAAAUAAAUGCAGUAUUAACAAUUGUAAUGUUUAUAUUUGGUUUUAUUAAUGGAUUAUUAUCAAUAUUAAUUUUUCAAACAAAAUCUUCAGUUGUAGUUGGUUGUGGAAUUUAUCUUUUAACAACAUCAAUUAUUUCAUUAUUAACAAUAAAUAUUUUUACAAUUAAAUAUUGGCAACUUAUUUUUUUUCAAAUGAAUAUUAUAACAAAUCGUUUAUUUCUUUAUGUUAAUUGUUUAUUCACUGAUGUAUUAUUAAAAAUUCUUCUUAGUUCAGGUGAUUGGUUAAAUGCAUGUGUUGCUAUUGAAAGA
Rotaria sp. Silwood1 is the source of this 4035-nucleotide messenger RNA. The record is from the annotation of a GenBank genome assembly. NCBI's taxonomy places the organism in Eukaryota, Metazoa, Rotifera, Eurotatoria, Philodinida, Philodinidae.